Argentina anserina (silverweed cinquefoil) is the source of this 2783-nucleotide messenger RNA. RefSeq lists its product as uncharacterized. The transcript has a single exon. Lineage: Eukaryota; Viridiplantae; Streptophyta; Magnoliopsida; Rosales; Rosaceae. Bases 3 to 1322 code for a protein of 439 amino acids. The record is from RefSeq and is a predicted model, not a curated record.
CGAUGAGCAACCAGCAGCAGCAGCCGCGCCUCCACCACCUGAAAUCGACCUCCCAGGUCCUCCGCCAAGCCUCCUCCUCCUUCGCCUCCAACCUCCCCACCUUCCUCUUCCUCUCCCUCCUCAUCUUCUCCUUCCGCUCCCUCGUCGAAAAUGGCUCCCUCCUCCUCACCUCCUUCCUCGACCGCGACCCUUCCCUCAAGUCCCUCCUCUCCCGUCUCGACCUCGCCGCCGCCUCCUCCCUUGACUCUCCCCUCCCCCGCCGCCGCCGCCCCUUCCUCCACCUCACCCGCGUCGGCACCCUCGACGACGACUUCUUCUCCGGCGACGACGACCACGACUCCCGCUCCGGCCGGCUCUUCUCCUCCCACCCCCAAGCCCCCAUCUUCAUCUUCUCCCGCUCCUCCACGCUAGGGUUUAACUCCUCCCGAAUUUCAAGCAUCGAGCAUAGAGAUAGAAUCAAGGACGACGAGUAUGAAAAUCAAGAUUCCGGCGAAGAACAAGAACAAGAACAAGAUGACGACAAUUCAGAUUCCGAAACGGAGAAUCCGAUUCUGGGUUUCCAAUUCUUCAUCAAAGGAUUGGAGCUGGGCCAGCGUGACGUGGCGGCGCUGUUCUUCCUCGUGAGCUUCUUAUCUGCGGCCUACGGCUGGGUCAUACUAGGGUUUCUAGUCACGUAUUCUUGGGUGCUGGGCAUUGUGUUCACUACUGUUGUUAAUGAUCUCAUAGGGAGGUUCACUUCGUUCAUUGGCUUGGUCUGGGACGGUUCUAGAUUAGGCGUCAAGAGAUUAUCCGGCUUCAUUUUAAUGAGGUGGGCCGUAAGAGACGCCUUCACUCAGCUUCUCGGAUGGUGGUACUUCGCUGAGAUUGAGGAUCAGUACUCGUUUUUUAAGCUCUUUAUUAGGUUCAAGUUGAUGCCUUUCUCUGUAAUGCCGCCCUGGAUUCGGGGCUUCGACAAGGAGCUGGCCGGGUUUCUGUUCAUGUGGAUGUUUGUGGACACUGUCGUGGCGUUUGUGUUGGCUGUGGAUGCGUGGGUUGCGAUUGUGGACUCGAGGAAGAGUGGGAAGGAGAUUGUGAAAGAGGGUUUGCAGCUGGUGGGAUCCAUGUUUAGUCAGGCUGUGAAGAUUAAGUGCUUGGAGGUUAUAUUUUGCGGGACGUUUCUCAAGUGGGGGCUGACUAGUGUUUUUGGGAAGUCGUUUGGUAAGGCCUUUCAGGCGACGGUGGAGGUUUACUUUAUGGUGGCGUGGCUGGUGUUUUACUUUGCCGCGAGGGCGCAGUGUAGGGAUGCUAGCUCACAGGGGGAUAGAAUUGGAGCACUACAUUGAGGGGCGUUGAUCAGAGGAUGGUUCCUAUUGCAGGGUUCAAUCGUAAGCACGACAUUAAUUCAGUGCUCUGUGUGUACCCGUUUUAGGAUUUUCCUGAUAUUCAGCACUCCCAUUGUUUGGUGUGGUUGCUAGACAGUGUUGUUGUAUGUUCUUUACCGCAAGGCAAUAUACUGCUUGUGUAUUUCUUGCACAAGAAUCUUUCAUGUGUAAAUGGUGUGGCAUUCAUUGUUUCCAUUUCCUGCAGUACAUGUGAUGGUCAGGAUGUAAGAAACCAGAGUCGUCAUUGUAUUAUAAUAGUAGUCAAGACUUCAUUUUUUUUUUCACUCAUUGUCUUGUAUUUCAUGCCUUCUCUCUUAUGUUGGUAAAGGAUGUUUUAUAGAAUUUCUAAAAAGACCCGAGUUGACCUUCUAAGUGUCAAAUGAGGUAUGUACUGUGUACGAAUGUAAGAUAAACUAGAUGAUAAAUGUGAUAACCAGUUGGGGAGUCUAUUGUUCUGCAUUCUUUAGACAAUCUUGGCCAAAUAUAUGAUAAAUGUAGGGUUAUCAUGCUAUAACAACCACAGCGGUGUAUACAACGGAUUCUGUCAUAUUCUUCUGAUAUGGUUUUCCCACCAUUUUUGGUGACUGUUGAGACCAACUAGUAGAAGUUCUGUAUGAGAGAAUUGCUAGAUAGAUACAUGUUUCCUUGAAGGAGCUCACUGUUAGUUUAUUGAGUGCUCGCCUCACCUUAAGUAGCAUUUUAAUUUUGGAGAUCUACAUAACAUGCAUAAUUUCAGUUGUGAGAUUCUCUUAAAAUACACUUGAGUGGCCACAUUAGUGGAUAUAUGAGUUCCCUCGGUUGUUAUCUGUCUAGGGUUUGUGACUUUUUGGAUGUAUUCUGGGAAUGAUACUUUUGAAACUGCAAUUGUUGUGUGGAUUACAUUGCCAGGCUACAUUCAUAAUCUGGAAGCUAGAGAUGAUUUUGUUUUCGUCUUUUGUUCUGACAAUUCUGACAGUUACUGUAGAUCAGGACCCUUGAGUUUAGUGACAAGUUCAUUGUAUCACCCCCUAACUUCUUCCAACUGUGAGGUUUUGUGGCAUUUUGUUCAGGCAACCCAAGACUAUGAAAAUGUGGUCCAAGCUGCUCAGAAACUGCAAAUGACCAAGUUAUACCAUGGAGAGUGUAAUGUUAGAUAUUGGUUAGCACUUUGUGUAGAAAAAGUGGUGCUGAUUCGAUAUGCUUGUGUCCUCUUUGCAAUUUUUUUCAUCAACGAAUGAGUAUUAUUGAAUAUUUUAGAAGAAGCCAAGUUGAAAGUCUGCUGAACUAUUUAAGCAAUUAGACAGCUCCUAUGCAUUCUUGGUACAUAGCAUGUCCAUUCUAGUCAAAUGAUGUAAACAUGGUUCUUUGAUGAUAUGGUAGCCUUGGUUUCCUGUGUAAUUGAUUUUGGGCAUCUGUUAAAUUGAAACUGGGAGUUAUGUUGGA